AAAGUUUCGAAAAUCUGACACAGCACACAUUUGCUUCCCUCUUUCUUCCUACUCUGCUCUGCCCACCUUACCCACAUGUCAAACCAAACCAGUGAAUGGAACCGCUCGCACAUGGAUGAUACUACUACCACUACUACUUCUACUGACCAACAACUCAAAAGCGUCGAUCCGCUUCAACAUCGGGAUGGUGAGCAGCAAGUAGCCACCUCCUCCUCUGCUGCAGGUGGUGGUCAUUCCUCGUGGAUCGACGACUUUCCGUCACCCCAGGAAGUUGCUGCUGCCGACAAGCACAAGCACACUAGCGCCGCCACCGGUGUAAGCGACUUGCUUAGCAAGCCGUCUCCCUCUCCCAUGAACUCUUCAGAAUCCAACAAUACGCGCUCUUAUGCUUUCGUCACCGACUUCCCAUCCCCUCAAGAAGCAUCCAAGGCUGUCGACAGUCACCCAUCCACGGGCGUCAGCGACCUGCUGCAUCACGACGAUGACGACAAGACGAAGCGGAAGGGCGACAAGGUAGAUUCAACGGUGCCUCCGCAUCCACAGCGCUCUUUCGCCAACGUUGCUGGCAACAAAGACUUUCCAAGCCUGGAGCCGAGCCCAACGCCGUCUGCAGAGUCAACCGAAAGUUUAUCGCAUAUACCGGACGUCAAGGAAAUGCUGGGAUCGGCAUCCGUCAAGGUCAAGCCUCCGCCGCCCUCACAGAGCUUUGCCAAAAUGGCUGCCAAACCACCUCCUCCGCAAGAAGAAAAACCGAGUCCACGCGCUGUUGCUGUUGAAAAGCAAAACCAGGAACUGGCAAACCAGCCAGCCGACCCCAGCGACGUCUCCCACGAGAACUUUCCUACACUUGCACAGGCGAACCAGAUGGCUGAACAAGGCGCUGCCAGUACAGAGGACAGAGCCAUGUUUACAGAAAUAUCCAAGAUUGGGGAUGCUGCCGAGGCGGCUGCUACAGCUGAUCCUGCUGCCGAUGUAGAAGAGAAGAAGGACAAGGCGCCAUCGUUCGCCAAGGUGACCGGUAGCAACCUGGACAAGGCACCUCCAUCUGCGUCCUCUGUUCCCGUGCCCAGCCAUCCGCAAUACGACGAGCAAACCAUGCUGAACGCGAGUGCCAAGCGCGAAGCACGCAAAUGGAAACAGCAAGAAAACAAUAACACCCAUGAAGAAGAUAAAAUGACGACUCCCGAGCAAGUACUGUUGGAGGAGAGAAAGGAAGAGAUCCAAGAGCAAAAGGAGAACGAGGCUGCAGUUGUAUCCAAGCGCAUCGAGCUGUUUGACAGGAGACACAAGGGCAAGUUUACGAUGCUGGACACCUUCAAGACGCUGCGCGGGAUGGGCUAUUCGUUCCUCACUGCCAUCCCCAUCACCGUAUUGAUGCAUCUUCGCAUGUCUCCACUGACGUCACCGUACCGAUUCCCGUUCCUUUAUCGUUCGCUCACAGACUACUUUACGCUGCCGAUAUACACCAACAAGCUCGUGCCGGCUCUUGGCUACGGUGCCCCACUGCUGACAGGUCGACGCGGUGCCGAUCUGGUCACGCAAUUCGGACGCCAACAACGCGGCACGAACACGGUUGGGUUGACCUUUUGGGACGGUUUGCGUGGUAUGCGACACAGUGAGAAGCGCCAGCAGUUCUGGCAAGUCAGUACGUGGGCAGUGCAUCGAUUACAAUGGAUGGCUGUGUACACCUUGCUGCAGGAUCCAAACUCCCAUCUCGUCACAGCCGAUGCGCUUUCUGGCUUGCCCGCUGUUUCUUCUAAAUAAUUUAGACUAUCUCUUUCUACACUCUGUAUCCUUCUAAAACUGUUUUAUAUUUGAUAAUUUGUAUGUACAUAAUAUCAACUCGUUCUGUCCUCAUCCCUCUGUUCUAAUGUUGAAUUUAAAACUUAGCAAUGCAUUGUCUUCUUGUCCGACGCUCCUUUCAUUGCCAGCAUAAACUUCUCUAUUGUUCGUCUGCCAAUGACAUCAUUACCCACUAAAAGAGGCAAUUUUCAUAUUCGGAUUAAUACCUUUUGGUCCGCCUUUUGGAAAUAGGCGGUUCAUACUACA
This is a messenger RNA of Zychaea mexicana, 2049 nucleotides long. RefSeq lists its product as uncharacterized. The record is from RefSeq and is a predicted model, not a curated record. NCBI's taxonomy places the organism in Eukaryota, Fungi, Mucoromycota, Mucoromycetes, Mucorales, Lichtheimiaceae. Bases 76 to 1764 code for a protein of 562 amino acids. The transcript is spliced from 2 exons.